Molecule: messenger RNA, 2072 nt
Organism: Medicago truncatula (barrel medic)
Lineage: Eukaryota; Viridiplantae; Streptophyta; Magnoliopsida; Fabales; Fabaceae
Product: FCS-Like Zinc finger 11
Exons: 4
Coding region: 422-1591 (389 amino acids)
Source: RefSeq, a predicted model, not a curated record
UUGAAGCACUCAAUCAUGAAAGAGAGAUGAGAAAGACAGAAAAAGAGGAGAGAGAGAGAGAGAAGAAGUACUUCUCAGACUAAGAGGUUCACUGUGUGUCUCUGACUUCGAUGCAUGCAAGAUGAACAAGAAGAUGACGAUGAUGAUGAUGCAAAUAUUCUUCUGAUUAAACCAACAAUGAAGUUCUGCUAUUUGCUACUCAUGAAUCAUCACUGCAACAAUUCUGCAUUUGGGUUUCUCUCUGAUUGAAAAAAAUAUCACAUUUAUUGGAAAUCAAAAUCAAUACUUUGUUUAAAGAAGCAUUUAAUCAUUUUUUAAAUUAUUAUAAUUCCUACUGCUAAUCCAUGCCAAUUGCAAGGAAGAUAAUCGUUUGUGUAAGGAAUGAGGUAUUAAGGAUCAUUCUCGGAAGAAUUUUGAUCUCAUGGCUGAUUCUUCUUCCAAUCUCUCUUUACCUCCUGACACAGUAAGCGCAAGACAAAUAAGGUCCUCACUAUUUCACACCUCCGGUUCUAGGGUGGGAGCUGGUGUGAAAAACUUACCGGAUUCUGAAUCCGCUUGGAGCCCUACUUCUCCUCUCGAUUACAGACUCUUCUCAAAUCUUAGCAAUGUUUUUAGCGCUAAGUCUUCUAGACCUUCAUUCCAAACCGAGAAUAAGAAGCCGUUAGAUGGAAGUAAAGUAGGCCUUGGUAUCAUAACUUCUCUUGUUAAUGAAACCAAACCUAAUAACGAGAUCCUUGGUAAAUUUCCAAGGAAAAAUAUAAUUUUUGGAUCACAAGUGAAGAAUCACAUACUUCAAUUCUCAAAGAAUAACCAUGAAUCUCUUGCACCUUUUUUGAAAACCAAUUCCUUGCCCAAAAACUAUGUCAUUUCACUUCCUUCCGAAACCAAAAGUCCCACACUUCCUUCCAAAACCAAAAGUCCCAAAUCAGAAGUCGAAAGCUUUGAUGAUGAUGUCAAUCGAGAAUCUAAAGGUCUUAGAAGUUCUGUGGUGUCUUCGCCUGAUUCCUCUAGGCCUUCUUCAUUAAUCAACUCAAACCAAAGCUCUAAUUUGGGAACCAAUGAUUUGUUUGUAGACGUUACAUCUACUCCAUUGAGUUUGCUUCCGGUUACAAACACAAGCUCACAAGUAGAUGAUUCUUUAAAAAUUAUAUCAAGUUCACUCCCAGUAUCCAUUGAUUUCAGCAAUGGAUAUGUAGGCUCACUCUCUGCAAAAGAGAUAGAGCUUUCGGAGGAUUAUACUUGUAUAAUUUCUCAUGGUCCAAACCCGAAACGAACACAUAUAUUUGGUGACUGCAUUUUGGAAUGUCACAACAAUGACUUUACUGAGUUCAGCAAGAAAGAAGAAUCAGCACCUCAUCGUUUUGACAGUGUUAUGAGCUUUUGUUACACAUGUGAUAAGAAAUUUGACGAGGAGGGCGAAGACGUUCACGCUUAUAGUGACGAGAAAGCAUUUUGCAGUUUUAAGUGUCGAUCGGAGGAAAUUUUGGCAGAAGAGGAAAUGGAGAAAACUUGCACUAACACAGCAAAGAGCUCUCCCAACUCAAGUUACCAUGAUGAUAUCUUCCUCAUGGGUCUGCCAGUGUCCAAAUAACAUGCUUUAGCAUGAAAUUGUUGUGAAGGUAAAAGGUGUAGACAAUUUUAUUUGCAGACAAUUACCUAUGUGAGUUUGUUUUUGCUAUGGCCUUUGGGUUAUUGCUGUGCAAAGUAUGCUAUGUGUUAGUUGUCAAGAACCAAGUUUUAUGGUUUUGUAGCUAGGAAAGGAAUUGUUUUCUCCAUUAUGAUGAUUCAGAACAGUUAUGCGAAUUGUAAUGUUUAAUGGAUGAGUUGAAAGAGGCCACCGGGCCCUCUCUCGUUCAUAUUUUAUAGUCUAUUGUUGUUUUUUUUAUUCUACCAACCCAAUCAUAUUGCAUAUUUGCACACUGUAUAGUUUGAACAUCACCAUGUGUCAAUGGUUGGAUUAGAGAUAAGAUCAUAUAUGAUAAAAACAUUGUGACUUCAUUUGAGUCAUUUUGUUUGAUUCAUGUUGCUGCUCUGCAUAAUGAGAUGAGGUUUGGUUGUUGUUGCUUGUUGUA